GUACAGUUUCUUGCCUGCGACUUGUAAACAGCAUACCAUGCAGUAGGAGAGCAGCCGGUGAACAUCUAACCCAAGAAACGGAUACUCCAUGAGCAACUGUAAGAACUGGAUGGAUAUAUUUUGGAAAGCAUGGACCCUUUAGCACAUCUAGUUCUCUAUGGAUUCAGCUUGAUCAUUUUGGGUAAAGUGGAAGCAGGCCUGGACCUCAUACUGAUCAACUCAUUCCCGCUGGUGGGCAACUCCGAAACAUCACUUAUCUGCAUCACUUCCAAAUGGCGUUCCCAUGAGUCUAUCACAAUAGACCGGGACCAGGAGGAUGUGACGAACCAGCACCGGGAACCACUGGAAGUUAAUGAAGAUCCAAAGAGAGCAGCAGCCAAAGUAGUAGUGUGGAAGAGGGAACAGGCCAGUGAAACUAUUGGGGCAUAUUACUGCGAAGGGAAACUCAGAGAUGAGGUGACACGGAUACAUACCAUGAAGAUGCCACUAGGAGCCUCAUUCCACCCGGUGGCAUUAACUGUUACAGCAAAUAAGGGAGAGCAUGUGAAUAUUUCCUUCAUCAGAAUGGCAGCAAAAGAGGAAGAUGCAGUGAUCUAUAAAAAUGGUUCCUUCAUCCACUCGGUGCCCAGGCAUGAAGUGCCAGGGGAGCUGGAAGUCUCCUAUCCUCAGGUCCAACCACAGGACGCAGGGGUUUACUCUGCCAGAUAUAUAGGAGGAAACCUCUUUACUUCUGCUUAUACAAGGCUUAUUGUAAGACGAUGUGAAGCUCAGAAAUGGGGCCCUUCCUGUAGCUCCCACUGCCCUUCCUGCAUGAACAAUGGCAUUUGUCAUGAAGAUACUGGGGAAUGCAUCUGUCCUCCAGGUUUUAUGGGAAAAACAUGUGAGAAAGCUUGUGGUGCCAAUACCUUUGGCAAAACAUGUGAAGAGAGCUGUAAAGAAAACUAUGGCUGCAGAAACUACAUGUUCUGCCUACCAGAUCCAUAUGGUUGUUCUUGUGCCACAGGAUGGAUGGGUCUGGAAUGCGAUAAAGAAUGCAAACCUGGUUUUUAUGGAUCGGAUUGCAAACUCAAGUGUAAUUGUCACAAUCGAGGGACAUGCGACAGAUUUAAAGGCUGCAUCUGCUCCAUAGGAUGGCAUGGUCUGCAAUGUGAAAAAGAAGGUUCAGCAGAUCUUUCACCUCAGAUAAAAAACUUACUAGAUCCUGUAGAACUGAAUUCCGGAGUCGAGUUCAAGCCUUUUUGUAUAGCAACGGGGAUGCCACUUCCUAAAUCUGAAGAAUUUAAACUUUUGAAGCAAGAUGGAACUAUCCUAAAGCCUGCCCUAAUGGUUACCAGUAAUCGCUCUGAAGCCAUGUUUACAAUAAAUCGAAUCCAGCCCCGUGACACAGGAACUUGGGUCUGCAGUGUGCAAACAGUAGCAGGAAUGGCAGAGAAACCAUUUCAGGUUACAGUCAAAGUUCCUCCUGUGCCACAGUAUGCCCCAAGGCUUACAGACAGUGGACAUAAUUUUCUCAUAAUUGACAUGAAUGCUGAGUUACAUCUUGGAGAUGGACCUGUUGUGUCAACAAAGCUCCUGUACAAACCAGCAAAACGUUAUCAGUCCUGGAUGUCUGUGGAAGUAAAAGGCACAACCAAAAGACUGGACAAUCUGGAACCAAAAACAGAGUAUCAGUUCUGUGUUCAGCUGAGUCGUCAAGGGGAAGGCGGGGAGGGUCACCCUGGACCACAGGCUAGCUUCACAACGGCUGCGCUUGGUCUUCCUCCACCAGAAGGUAUCACUCUCUUUCCAAAAAGUAUGACAUCCCUGAAUUUGUCAUGGCACCCUUUAACACUGAGGACAGAAGAUGAUGUUCGUGUUGAAGUGGAAAGGAAGAGUGUGAAUGACAACGGUGACGAGAGCAGUGUUAUUACUCAAGUGCCAGGAAAUAUGUCUACCCUGAUAAUUAAAGACCUUGAGCCUAGACAGCAAUACAUGUGCAGGGUUCGAGUGAACACCAGGUCCCAAGGAGAAUGGAGCAACUAUCUUUAUGCAUGGACUUUCAGUGACAGAAUCCCUCCUGCACCGUACAAUAUCAGGUUUUCUAACACCACAGACACAUCUUCAGUCAUCUCUUGGUCAACUCCUGAGGGUCAUUCUAUCUCCUCCAUCAUCAUCAGCUACAAAAUUUAUGGCAAGGCUGAGUACAACCACAUAGACAUUAUCAUAAAGAACACCAGCAUCACUCAAUACCAUCUCAAGGGCCUUGAACCAAACACGGUGUACCAGGUUCAGAUUAACGCUCAGAAUAACAUUGGCUUGAGCAAUCCAAACACAUCGUUUGAACUGAAGACGCUCCCAGAAACUAAAGCUCCAUAUGAAUCAAAAGGAGGAAAAAUGCUGCUUAUUGCUAUCCUUGGCUCUGCAGGGAUGACCUGUGUAACGAUUCUCCUGGCCUUCCUCAUCAUGCUGCAGUUAAAGCGAGCCAACUUCCAGCGCCGAAUGGCUCAGGCUUUCCAAAAUGUGGUGAGGGAAGAGCCAGCUGUACAGUUUAACUCAGGUACUCUCACCCUGAGCAGGAAAGCCAAAAACAGCCCAGAUCCCACUAUUUAUCCAGUUCUUGAGUGGAAUGACAUAAAAUUUCAAGAUGUGAUUGGGGAAGGUAACUUUGGGCAAGUUCUGAAAGCACGCAUUAAGAAAGAUGGCUUACGCAUGGAUGCUGCAAUUAAAAGGAUGAAAGAGUAUGCCUCAAAAGAUGACCACAGAGACUUUGCUGGAGAACUUGAAGUUUUAUGUAAACUUGGUCAUCAUCCCAACAUCAUAAAUCUUUUAGGAGCAUGUGAACAUCGAGGAUAUCUUUAUCUUGCUAUUGAAUACGCUCCCCAUGGAAAUUUACUGGACUUCCUUCGUAAAAGCAGAGUGCUAGAGACAGACCCAGCCUUUGCUAUUGCCAACAGCACUGCAUCUACACUUUCCUCUCAGCAACUUCUGCACUUUGCAGCAGAUGUUGCCAGAGGGAUGGACUACUUGAGCCAGAAACAGUUUAUUCAUCGCGAUCUGGCAGCAAGAAAUAUAUUGGUUGGAGAAAAUUAUGUUGCAAAAAUAGCUGACUUUGGUUUAUCAAGAGGUCAGGAAGUUUAUGUUAAGAAGACCAUGGGACGGCUUCCAGUGCGAUGGAUGGCAAUUGAAUCUUUGAAUUACAGUGUUUACACCACAAACAGUGAUGUAUGGUCAUAUGGUGUCUUACUAUGGGAAAUUGUUAGUCUGGGUGGAACACCAUAUUGUGGAAUGACUUGUGCAGAACUCUAUGAAAAACUGCCUCAAGGGUACAGACUGGAAAAGCCUCUCAACUGUGAUGAUGAAGUGUAUGACCUAAUGAGACAGUGCUGGAGAGAGAAACCAUACGAAAGACCAUCAUUUGCUCAGAUACUAGUGUCACUGAGCAGGAUGUUAGAAGAACGGAAGACUUAUGUGAAUACCACCCUAUACGAGAAGUUUACUUAUGCAGGCAUUGAUUGCUCUGCUGAAGAAGCUGCUUAAGACAGGAGAAAUCUUCAUUCACUGAUGAUGCAUUGAAGAAAACCAAAACUCGAUCUAACGGAGCUCAAAAUGUGAUGUGCUGUGUAGAACUGUGUAUAGCUCUAACUGUAUAUAAUACAGCAAUACUGUUUUACUAUGGAUAUGUAUGUUUAUAUCACACAGUAACCUCUGCCUUCACAGGCUGUAGAAGUGUACAUACUGUUCAGAGAAGGAAUAGACUGAAGUAAUGAAAUUUGAUGUUUCACAUGUAGGAUUUUCUUUUUUCUUAGUCAUGUAGAUAUAGUGUAUACAUACACACUGUAAGGCAUCAGAUAUUGCUAUCUUAGAUGUUUUUUAUAUUUUCCAAGAGCUACUGAUGUAAUGGGUAUCUUGUAGCAGCAUUUCAUAAACAUUUCAUUGUGAUUCAAACAAAAUUGCUGUGCUUAAUGUGACAAAAGGGGGCUGCAAGCAGAUGUCAAUCCAGUUUGCUCACCAAGGAUAACUAGUUAUUAACACUAUUUGAAUGGUAAGGUGAGUUAGUAGGAAUAAUCUUCUCAAAAAUUCUGUAGACACCUGUAAGACAUAAAGCAUGUCACUGCUUUGUCAUCAUCACCUGUACGUCAGUGUUUGCCCAUAUGCAAAAUAGGCAUAUAUUUUUGUGUUUAAUGUCAUUGGAGGCAGCCAUAUAGAAAUUACCAAGAAGCGUAAAAAUUAAGAACAAAGUACAUAUUGUAAAACACAUUUUUACAAUUAGCAUGGAAUUCGUGAAGCUUAUUAAAUUUGCAUUUCAUUUAAUAAUUUCACUGCAUACUUAUAAAGUACUACCUAUUCUAUACAAGCAGGGUUUACUUACUUCUCCUUAUUUUAUCCCUCAUGCAGUCUUUAGCCUGGUAUGGCCUCUUAAAACACUGUACUGAAAGGCUUCAAAACAAUGAUAUUUGGUCUGCCAGAAAGAUCCUCUAGUCCCUAGGUUAGACAAACAGAAGCAGGAUUGGCCUGAGCCUCUGGUUUAAAGUCAACCAUGUGGGAUCCUGUUAACUUACCCUAUCCAAACUUCAAGAUCAGUUAACCUUAUGCUUUGCACGUAUGUACUCCUCAUUCCCCACCGCAUGACUCACCACCUCAUAACUGACCAUCAGACUGGAGUGACUUUACAGCUGAGUGGAUGAAGUCACCCCUGCAAGACUUGGAGGAAGAUGCCAGUGAGAGAAAUAGAGGUUUUCACCUUCUGGUACUUAGUGUGUGCAUUGGUAUUUGGUUGGUUUCAAGGCAGAGAUACCACAGCAGAGUAUUAAGUAACAUUACUGACAUGCACCCAAUUGACUUAAAUAGUAGAAGCACCAAGAGCCUCAAUAAAAUCAUAGAAUCAUAGUCAUAGAAUCAUAGAAUGGAAUCAUAGAAUGGUAGGGGUUGGAAGGGACUUUAAGAAAUCAUCUAGUCCAACCCCCCUGCAGAAGCAGGUUCACCUCAAUCAGGUCGCUCACGAACAUGUCCAGGCAGGUCUUGAAGACCUCCAAGGAAGGAGACUCCACAAUCCAUCUGGGCAGCCUGUGCCAGGGCUCCCUCACCUCACAGUGAAAUAGUUUUUUCUUAUAUUUAAAUGGAACUUUUUGUGUUCCAGCUUCAUCCCAUUACCCCUUGUCCUGUUGCUAGCUACAACAGAAAAAAGGGAUGCCCCAACCCCCUGACACCCACCAUUUAGAUAUUUGUAAAUAUUAAUGAGAUCUUCCCCCCCCAUCAGUCUCUUCCAGACUAAACAGUCCCAGUUCCUGCAACCUUUCCUCAUAAGGAAGAUGCUUCGGUCCCCAGAUCAUCUUGGUGGUCUUGUGCUGGACUCUCUCCACAAGUUCUCCGUCCCUCUUGAGCUGGGGAGUACAGAACUGGACACAGGACUCCACAUGAGGCCUUGUAUUGUAACUUGAUUGCAACAUUUUUAAUUUGGCCUGUGAAAAGGAAUUACACUUGGAGCUGUCUUCAGUGAGAUAGUCAGUCACUCUGGCUUUUCAUUUUGUAAGAUUUAUUUUACUGCUUUUGACAGCUAUUUAUAAAUCCCAGUUUUGCUAUAGUUCACAUAGAUCUAAAGCCCUCUCAGUUUCUCCUAAGUGCGAUUUGUUCUAAUGAGCAGUAACAAUUAGAUCUUUUGCUUUCAGUACUGUACAGUUUUUAAAUGGUGACUAAUGCUCAGUCAAAAUAGGGUUCCAAACCAGUCAUAAAGUUACUUUUAUCUCUCAAUGUGAAACUCCCUGUUUGUGCUCUUCCAUUACUUCCAGAGAUGUCUUCAUUAACAUCCAUAAAUUUGGCUCUCGGAUCUGGAAAAUAUGAGAUACAGUAAUACUAUUAUCCAGGCAAUAACUUACAUUUAAGCACUAACUCACAAUUAAGCAGUGUUUUUAUUUCACUUUUUGUGAUCUUGUAUACAAACUCACAACACACACCGUUUAGGAUAGUUUCCUUACAAUUUGAUUUAUAGAAGUUCUUUUGCUUGUUAGCCCUUUGUUAGAAAAUGAAACACAGUUGGUGUUAUAUUUCUAAAUAUUCAGAAACAGAGACAAGUUGAUUUAGUUGGACGCAGAUGUAAAAAGUAUAUAUUGCUGUUUCAGUCAUGAAUCAUUAUGAAUAAAACCCAUGCAAUCUCAGAGGCCAAAUUUCGCACAUGAAUGCACAUUUCUCCUUCAGGCCAGUAGAAACUUAACUUCAUCCAUAUAUUUGUGAAUACGUUUCAUAUUAUCCCUCAGCUGCAAAGUAGUAGACAUCCCAAUGAAUGUCAUCAACAAAAUUACAGCCAUGUCUCUGCCAACUAACAAAAAAGAAACCCAAGCUUUCUUAGGCAUUGCGGGUUUUUCGAGGAUGCACAUUCCAAACUACAGUAUGAUUAUUAAGUCUUCUCUAUCAAGUCACUCAGAAGAGAAAUGAAGCCCUCAACAGCAACAAGGCUUUCAACAAAAGAAACUAACUAAGCUAAAUUAAACUAAAGCAUUCUUCAAGGUUUUGGUAUAGAUAUGUGUUUUCAAAUUCAAAAUACUAACUUGCAUUACUUUUUCUGUAGCUUGCUAAUGUGGCCUGAUGUAGGUUUCAUUGACUUGGGAUUUCUCUUUGCUUUUCUGCUACUAAGUUCUUGUCCCAAACACAAGGCUUGCUUGUCUAACCAUUUUCACUUUUUCUAUAAUUCUCAGAUGAACAUGUGACAAAGCCUCUUGAUUUCAAAUUUCUUUUCUAUUUAAUUUUUGUCCACCAAAUUUCAUUUCAUUUCACUAGUUUUUAUAAUCUCCUUACUAGGACUUUGUUCCACAUUAGUGCUUUUUUCUUCUUCAUAGAAUCAUAGAAUGAAAUCACAGAAUCACAGAAUCACAGAAUCAUAGAAUCACAGAAUCACAGAAUGGUAGGGGUUGGAAGGGACCUUUAGAGAUCAUCUAGUCUAACCUCCCUGCUGAAGCAGGGUCACCUAGAUCAAGUCGCUCACAAACAUUUCCAGGCGGGUCUUGAAGACCUCCAAGGAAGGAGACUCCACAACCUCUCUGGGCAGCCUGUUCUACUGCUCCCUCACCCUCACAGUGAAAUAGUUUUUUCUUAUAUUUAAAUGGAAUUUUUUGUGUUCCAGCUUCAUCUCAUUAUCCCUUUUCCUGAUGCUACCUACAAUAGAAAUAAAGGGAUGUCCCAACCUCCUGAUACCCGCCAUUUAGAUAUUUGUAAAUAUUAAUAAGAUUCAUCCUCCAUCUUCUACAGACGAAACAGCCCCAGUUCCUGCAGCCUUUCCUUGUAUGAAAGAUGUUCCAGUCCCCUGAUCAUCUUAGUGGUCCUGUGCUGGACUCUCUCCAGCAUUUCCCUGUCCCUCUUGAGCUGAGGAGCCCAGAACUGGACACAGGACCCCAGAUGAGGCCUCACCAGGGCAGAGGAGAGGGGGAGCAGAAUCUCCCUUGACCUGCUGGCCACACUCUCUUUGAUGCAUCACAGGAUGCCAUUGGCCUUCUUGGCCACGAGAGCACAUUGCUGCCUCAUGGUUAGUUUAUUAUCAACCAGGACUCCCAGGUCUGUCUCUGCAGAGCUGCUCUCCAGCAGGUCAAUUCCCAGAGUGUCCUGGUGCAUGGAGUUGUUCCUGCACAGGUGCAGGACUCUGCACUUGUCCUUGUUGAACCUCAUGAAGUUCCUCUCUGCCCAACUCUCAAGCCGGUCGAGAUCCUGCUGAAUGGCAGCACAGCCUUCUAGGGAAUCAGCCAGUCCUCCCAGUUUGGUGGCAUCAGCCAACUUGCUGAGGGUACCCUCAGUCCCCUCAUCCAGGUCGUUGAUGAAGAUGUUCAACAAAACUGGCCCCAGAACUGAUCCCUGUGGAACUCCACUGGCCACAGGCCUCCAACUUGAUUCUGUGUCAUUGAUCACCACCCUUUGGGCUCUGUCAUUCAGCCAGCUCUCGAUCAUCAUCAUCAUCAUCACUACCAUCUUCUUCCUUCUCCUCCUCUAAGUAAUAUCCAAGUAGUGUGUGAUUUGGAGUAAUCCAGGAGUUGUAAAUAGUUGAUAUCUUCUUAGUCAAACAAAUGUGGGUUUUUUUGAUAAAAACACCGACCUCUACUUGCUGCUGACUUGUCAGACUACAAAAUAUGUUUGCUGCAACAAGUGACUAA
Messenger RNA from Colius striatus (speckled mousebird), 8111 nucleotides. It is a transcript of the gene TEK, whose product is annotated as TEK receptor tyrosine kinase. NCBI's taxonomy places the organism in Eukaryota, Metazoa, Chordata, Aves, Coliiformes, Coliidae. Bases 130 to 3516 code for a protein of 1128 amino acids. The record is from RefSeq and is a predicted model, not a curated record. Gene Ontology annotation, molecular function: transmembrane receptor protein tyrosine kinase activity; protein binding; ATP binding. The transcript is spliced from 23 exons. Gene Ontology annotation, biological process: cell surface receptor protein tyrosine kinase signaling pathway; multicellular organism development; positive regulation of phosphatidylinositol 3-kinase/protein kinase B signal transduction. Gene Ontology annotation, cellular component: plasma membrane; signaling receptor complex.